Molecule: messenger RNA, 729 nt
Organism: Pongo pygmaeus (Bornean orangutan)
Lineage: Eukaryota; Metazoa; Chordata; Mammalia; Primates; Hominidae
Gene: MEIG1
Product: meiosis/spermiogenesis associated 1
Exons: 3
Coding region: 243-509 (88 amino acids)
Cellular component (GO): nucleus
Source: RefSeq, a predicted model, not a curated record
CGGGGCCUGAAGGAGCCGGGAGCUCCUGCAGCUCCACCGCGUUACUAAGAGACGCGAGGGUCGCGGAGGCCACAACACUUGGCCUCUCGCUGGCCCUGCCCGCGGAUCCCGAGUAGAGAACGAGAGCACCCACGCCCGCCUGCAGGCUCCCGGGCGCCCCCGGCCUCUUCUGCUCGGCGGAACGAGGAUAACCCCGCAGAGCCGGACCCAGGGAUAUUAUUGAUAAUAAGGCCUCUGUAACCAUGGCUAGUUCUGACGUAAAACCAAAAUCAAUAAGUCGUGCCAAAAAAUGGUCAGAAGAGAUAGAAAAUCUGUACAGAUUUCAACAAGCAGGAUAUCGGGAUGAAACCGAAUAUAGACAAGUGAAACAAGUUUCUAUGGUAGAUCGUUGGCCGGAGACAGGAUAUGUGAAGAAACUUCAGAGAAGGGACAAUACGUUCUAUUACUACAACAAACAGAGGGAAUGUGAUGACAAGGAAGUCCACAAAGUGAAAAUUUAUGCUUACUAGCCUGUCUUCUUUGUAUUACUUGUCAAUUAUAUUUUAAGAAUUCAUCAUUUCCUUCUACAUCGUGUAAAUGUUUGUCAUUUUAUGAAAUAAUUCAAGAUGCAGUCUUCAGUUUAAUGUUUUGUGAAACACAAAAGCCAAGAGAAUUGGUAUCUGCUAAUCACCUUGUCCUGUUCUAAGAACUGGCUGCAGAUGCAUUAAAGUUGUACUUUCUUGGUCCUGC